Plasmodium cynomolgi strain B is the source of this 4752-nucleotide messenger RNA. RefSeq lists its product as hypothetical. The transcript is spliced from 8 exons. NCBI's taxonomy places the organism in Eukaryota, Apicomplexa, Aconoidasida, Haemosporida, Plasmodiidae. The coding region runs from base 877 to 3636 and encodes 919 amino acids. The record is from RefSeq and is a predicted model, not a curated record.
AUGAAAAAAGGAAAACUCCUCGCGCUAUCCCAGAGAAGCGAACCCGCCAAGCAGAGGCGGAACUGCCUAUUCGUCCUUUCCGUGAGGCGAAGGUACGAGCACAUGAGGACGGUUCUGAAGGAAAGCCAAACAGAGCAAGACUAUGCCUACGCAGAGGAAGCACAUCACUAUGAAGACGAAAAAAUAAGUGAAUCGAUUAAACAAAGAGAUAGCCAAAUGCGCAACAAAGAAAGAGAAAAUAUUUUAAAAUACUACGAUGAGAAUAAAAAUGUGAUAAAGGCAACUAACUACAUUUUGAGGGAACACUUAAGUCGUUUCAUUUACAUAAAUCAGAGGAGCUGUUUUUAUAACUACUUUUACAACGCCUUCCCAUCUGUCCUGAAUAAUUAUUUGAGACGGGUUAAAAGGGGAAGAGAGAAAACCGGAUUGGGAGACAUCUCCAGGGAGAACAGUAACUAUGUCGGUGGGGCUGGAGCCGACAGUCACGCCGCUAAUGACGAAACGAAGCAAUCCCUAAGCGUUCUGCACUACUACAACGCACACACGAAGCACGAAAUGGAGGAAGACUUUUUUAUCGACUUAAUUAGCCAAAAGGUAAAUUGCCUUAACAAUGCAGGAGAAUUAUUAAGGAGCAUCAAUGACAACAUACAUUGGCGCAGCAUAAAGAUGAAGAAUGCAGAUCUGCACAAGCUGGAAAGGAUUUUCCAAAAUAUAAUGGAACGCACAAAUGACACAAACGAUAUAAAUAAAAAGGUAGAAAUUUUGCUUUACCUAUCCAAUGUGUGUAAUCAGAGUACUUUUCCAAAGAUCCACGCGGGAGUUAAAAAACGAAUACAAGCAAUUUAUGAACAUAUAAAAAAAAAAAAAAAGGAGUAGAUGAAUGUUGAAACAUCCCUAUCGGAAGAAAUUUCUUUUUAUAAUUAUUUAAAAAAUGAAAAUAUAAAUAUGUGUCUGUUGAGUUUAAUAUAUCGAGAUUUGUCUUUUCUUAAAAAUGACCAAGUCAAGUACGUCCUCAUGAAUUUAGCCUUUUCCAAAAUGAAAGAUUCUUUUUUUUUCUCCAAAGUAGGGGAAAUCCAAAGCAGUAGCAACAAUGGUGGAAGUAAAAACGGAAGUGUCCUCGACCCAACCAGGGGAAAUGCACAUACCAACUUAAUUUUAACAUUCUUCACGAACACCCUUUUGCGAAACAACUUCCUCCAGUUCCUGCAAAAUGAUUAUAUAAGCUCUCCACACAGCACUGUGAACUACACAACUAGGGUAAACCAAACCAACGUGAAAAAUUACAUUUUUUAUAAUUUGCUCAUCUCAAUUGUUCAGCUGAAGGAGUCACAAGCAAAAUGGAAUGAUGCCAUAAUGACAAAGAAAAUGCAGCUUUUUUUAUGGGUUGAGAAAAAUAACACUCCAGUAAAUGAAUUAUUAGUGAUGAAAAAUUAUGCUAGUCAUAUGAACGAUUUUAUCCUAAAUAAUGUCCUUUUUUUUACCUCCCAUUUUGUCAAAAAUAAAAUAAAUUUCACACCUAAUAUGUACCUCUACAUCCUCAAUGUGUAUUGCGAUCUCUUCGAUAUGAUGAGAGGCUUAGAGCUUUACACGGAAUUCGUUGCUCUGUGCGCCAUGAUUGAUAAGCUACCUGCAGGUAUCACCUUCGAGCUGAAGAACGACACUGACCAUUUGCGCCUUAAAGUGAAAAAUGCCUUCUACAAAAAUGGGGGAAAGGGCGAAGCAGCAGCUGUGGAAGAGGAAGGAGACGCGCACUUGCGGCGUAUUUUGUACGUCCCUUAUAGACAUGCGAGUAGGAAGACCAUCGAACGGGUCGCAGGAGAAGAAAUCGCUGCAGCGGGUGGGGGACCCAUUUUGGAGCAGCACACCGGGGCAACUCUGGGCAAGCACCAAAUGGACGACCCGGGUCAGGCGAAGGACAGCCGAACCGACAGAGGGGAUUCACCAAGUUAUGUGGACUCGUCCGUUGCCUCUACCAACGCUGCUAUGAACGCUGCCAACAACGCUGCUAACAACGCCUCCAUCAACGCUGCUAUCAACACCGCCACCACCGCUGCUAUCAACACCGCCACCACCGCUGCCAACGCCGCUAACAACGCCACCCCGCUAGGCAACCCAACGGAGGAACCGCUCACCAGCAGACACGUGGCCGCCAAAGCGAAGAAAAAAUCGACCAUAAUAAAUAAACACGACUUCACCAUUUUGAUAGCCCUCUCCCUUUUCAACGAAAUUAAUGACGAGUUUAUUGUCCACAUCAGACAGAAAGAGGGGAUCCCAUCGACCAGUGGAAUCAUGGUCAACUCGGAUGACGCGAUAUUCGAGCAUAUUUACAAAAAUCACUAUGAACCCUUUCUGCGCAACUCCGACUUAUACAUAAACCUUGUGGAGAAAAAUUACGACCCGACCACAGUAGAACAGCUACUAAACUAUUUUAUCCUAUUCACACACUUAAGCCAAUUGGAUGUAUCCGACCUGUGUGUCCUCAUGAACAUCAUGAGGGAGAUUAACAAAUUGCAUCCCUUCAUCGAUUUCUUCAUUGCCAAGCGAGUUGAAGAAAUGUUGAGGGAGAGAGGCAUUGGAGGGGGUGAACACAGUCGUAGCGGUCUGCAGUCAGAGAACAAAGGGAAGACUUACCAAUUUACGGACACCUACUUGGAUGACUACAUAUCCAGAAUUAGCGACAGGGGAAAAACACAUCAUGAAGGUGUAGUGUCAUCUGCCCAAAGCGAUAGUGAAAGCAUCACCCAAUGGGAGGAACUCCCAAACAUAUUCUCCACCUCACAAAGGAAGAACCAUUUUGAUGACAUGAACCUUCACACACAUUCGCUAUAUGCUGCCGGCUUUGAAAAAUAUUACCACAACUAUGACAUCUGCAGCAGUGUAGUUAAUCUCUUCCUGUUGCUAAACCCCACCAGCUACACAAGUCGCUCCAUUGCGAGGUUCCUCCCACAUGUCACUCUUAACCAGGUGAACAUUUUUAAAAUUAACGUGGACCACUUUUUUGUAAAAGGAGGAAAUGAAAAGGGGAAAGAAACCAUAAGCUUUUCCAUACCUCCCCUAAUAAGGGAAAAGGAGGAGGGGCUAGGGGGACUCUUCAACAUUUUCGCAACCCAAACGAGGAGCAGAAACUGGAUGGAAAAUUCUGAGCAAGAAAAAUCCAUAGUCAAAAAUCUGACCUUCCCUAGUGACAGUGAUAAUACCAUUUGCAGUAGUACCAACCCCUUCGUUGAAAGCGUAAUGAAUAAUACCCUCCACUGGGAAGGCAGCAGUCUCAUAAAUGACGGACGGCACCCCUUGGAACACAAUAUCAUUUACAAGAUAAUCGAGACCAGACUUAAGUACAACAUUGAAGUGAAAAAUUACCUUUCCAAAAGGGAGGACGAAAAUAAUGAAGAAAUAAAAAAUUUUCUAGAAAAGGAACUCCUGUCAUUAAAUCAAAUUGCAAAUAUCCUUCAUUCUAUUAGCUCCAUAAAUGACGAUGAAAAAUACAUGAACCUUGUGACUCUCGCAUUAAAAGAUAUACUCCUGAGCAAACACGAAAUUGUAGACAUCAAAACAUACCGUGUCAUAACGAAAAUUCUCCUCAACAUAAGAAAUGUGUACCAAAAUAUUUUUUCCCUUCUGAAUAUUCCUACUUAAAUGCAGAAUUUCUUCAACUUCUUUCAUUUGUUGGACUAUUUCCAAGCUCUUCAAAUAUUUACAAAAUAUAAUUUGGCGGGAAAAUAUUUAAAGCAUUUGAUAUACCUGAACGAUGAACUGAAUAAAGUCAACGUAAAAAAUGUCAAUGUCCAACUCGUUCACCUUGUUCUGUACUUUUACAGCAAGUUGAAUUACGUCAAUGAAAAAUUUAUUUGCAAUAUUCUGCAGAUGUACUCCUACUCCAUCCUGCAGCAGAUAAACAGCGUGAACAUCCAUGUGGUUGAAAAUUUGAUUAGGACGAACGACUUGCUGCUUUCCCUGUGCGUUAGAAAUAAGGACAUUAUACAGUUAAACUAUCUCAUUUUACAACGCUAUGGCAAUUUUUCUCGCCAUUUUAAAAUUGAAGACAACGAUGAUGUGGAUGAACAUGGGAUAAAAAUUAUUUACUUCUUAUGCAAAUUUCACCACUACAACGACCUGGUAAAGUCCUACUACAUGCAGCUAAUAAAUGAAUGUCUACAAAAUACAAGCGUUCUACUGAAUGACGAAGAUUACUGCAAACUGUACGAAAUAUAUGUGCACGUAAUUCUGAAUUUUUAUUUUCUCUCCUUCAAUAAGAGUAACAAAUACAUCAAUUUUGUAUUAACUAAUUUGCCUUGCUAUUAUUGGUACAAGAAAGAAGAAGAAAAACUAAACUUUUUUAUCUCCUCCAAAGAAUUCAGUGACAUCCACCAUAUUUUAAAAUUACUGAAUAUUGAUUUCCUUACCCCGACAUUGACAGAAAUUUACUUCAUUCACUUUUUUAACGAUGUGAAGAAAACCAACCACACGCUCGUCAUCCCAGAAAAUGUCCUCCAUUUGUACAAGAAAUAUAAUCUCCUUAUCGAUGAUAUCCGCAAUAAGAGCGUCUCAGUUUUGUGCGUCCCGGAGGAGCACGUCCUGCGCGACGAACAUGGUAACAACAAAAACCUCAUAAAGGACAGCCACUACGUUUACGAAAAUAUAAAAAAAACGUACCCGACUUCUUUGAUAUUUUUGAGCGAGUGGAAGACCCUAAAUGUGGAAGAAAAAUGCGACUACGUCUUGCGCGCUAUCCAUUCUUCGCUAAACGCCUGA